Daldinia decipiens is the source of this 1351-nucleotide messenger RNA. RefSeq names its product 3-oxo-5-alpha-steroid 4-dehydrogenase-domain-containing protein. Gene Ontology annotation, biological process: very long-chain fatty acid biosynthetic process. Gene Ontology annotation, molecular function: oxidoreductase activity, acting on the CH-CH group of donors. Lineage: Eukaryota; Fungi; Ascomycota; Sordariomycetes; Xylariales; Hypoxylaceae. The transcript is spliced from 2 exons. The coding region runs from base 363 to 1331 and encodes 322 amino acids. The record is from RefSeq and is a predicted model, not a curated record.
UUCCUAAUAAAUAAUAUGUGCCUACCUAUAUACAUAUUGUCGGGCCGCGGCAAGUAGCUCUUAUCGUAAUAUUCUUAUCAUACCUAUAACCCUUGUAAAAGUAAAAAUCAAAAAAAGCAAGUAUCAUACGGCGUAAGACGUCAAUAUAUUACCGAAUAUAUUUCCUCGGUGUUCAGCUCUAAUGCAGCUGGAACCACUCAACAAAUUUCCCACAAAAAAGUCUAGGUUAAAUAACACUUCACCAUCAUCCUUACCGGCCUAACUAAACCCGCCCGGUCUCCAACGCCUUCUUUUAGGAGUUAUAUACCGUCUCUGCUAGUUCAAUUGAACCGGAUUUUGGCUUCGUGGUCGUCUGUUACAACAUGGGAGGCCUGUCGCUAAAAGUCACCAACCGGUCACGGAAGGGCCUUAAGGGACUGCCCCCCUCCGUUGAGCUGGCCGAAGAUGCUACCGUCGAAGAUGCAAAGAAGGCUAUUGCGCGCGCCGCUAGGGUCUCGGACUUCAACCGCAUUGGCAUCUUCGACCCUGUCUCUAAGAAGACUCUUAAGGAUAGGAAAGCUCUGCUACGAGAACAGUCCGAGGUUGUGAAGCAUGGGGAACUGCUCGUCAAGGACCUUGGUGCCCAGAUUAGCUGGCGACUAGUCUACGUGAUCGAGUACCUCGGACCCCUACUCUUCCACCCUCUCUUCCUAGGCCUGCGAAACCACCUAUACCCAGCCGUAUACCCUCUGCUCAAGAACCAUCUCCCCUACGGUAUCCGGUCCGACGGGCAGCUCUCGUUUGCGCAGCAGGCCGCCUUCGCCAUGAUCACGGCGCACUUCGUCAAGCGCGAGCUCGAGACCAUAUUCCUGCACAAGUUCUCCGCCAACACCAUGCCCUUCGCCUACGUUUUCCGCAACUCCUUCUUCUACUGGACUUUCGCCGGUCUCCUCGGCGCCCUCGAGGUCUACGCGCCCUUCUCGCCUGCUGCUCUUUCCCCUGACGUCCCGACCCCUCUUACUUACCUCGGAAUCGCCCUCUAUUUUAUCGGCGAAAUUGGUAACUUCGACGUCCACUACUACCUAGCGCACCUGCGCAAGCCCGGUGAAACAGCCAGGAAGAUCCCCAGCGGCCACAGCUUUGGCCUUGUGACUUGUCCCAACUAUAUGUUUGAGAUCAUAGCUUGGAUCGGUAUCAUUCUGGUUACCCGCAGCCCAUCUCUACUGCUUUUCAUCUUCAUCGGCUCCUAUUUCAUGUAUACCUGGGCAUGGGGCAAGGAAAAGGCCUACCGCAAGCAGUUUGGCGACAAGUAUAAGAAGAAGCGCAGCGUCAUUCUCCCGGGCCUCCUAUAAACUUGUUAGGUUUGGAACCC